Molecule: messenger RNA, 3014 nt
Organism: Esox lucius (northern pike)
Lineage: Eukaryota; Metazoa; Chordata; Actinopteri; Esociformes; Esocidae
Product: vasoactive intestinal polypeptide receptor 2
Exons: 14
Coding region: 307-1611 (434 amino acids)
Biological process (GO): cell surface receptor signaling pathway; adenylate cyclase-modulating G protein-coupled receptor signaling pathway
Cellular component (GO): plasma membrane
Molecular function (GO): G protein-coupled peptide receptor activity; vasoactive intestinal polypeptide receptor activity; peptide hormone binding
Source: RefSeq, a predicted model, not a curated record
GAAAGCAUCUUUCAGACACGCGUGCUGUUAGCAGCACGCAAUUGCCCGGUGCCUGCAGAUAGUCCUGUAUACUCCAGCUGAUGGUUUAAUGGAAACGGAAUUUUGCUAUUUUAAGUUCAGUGACUCAGAACUUACUAAAGGAACAUUUAAUAUUUGACACGACAUGUCACUACUGCAGACUUCUGACGUCUUUCGAACUACCUGAUGAAGUGCCAAGCAGUGUCAAAACAGUGAGCGUGGAUAACCAAGCCGUGCGCGUUUCUCUGUAGCUUUCAAGUAGCCUAUUUGGUGACCGGCGAGUUUAAGAUGAGACGUUUGGUUGUUUUUUGGUUGUCUUCAACGUUUCUGUCUGUGGUGAAAGGACAUCCAACAUGUAACUUCCGCCUGGAGCUUGAGAAAGACCAAGCAGAAUGUUUUGUAAAGCUGAGGCACCAAGAAUCUUCAAAUGACUCCAAAGGUUACGGAUGCAAUGCGAUCUGGGAUAACAUAGCAUGUUGGGACCAUGCAGAUGUUGGAGAAACAGUGACCAUAGAGUGUCCGAGAGUGCUCAAGGCUUUCUUUGGCAGAAAUGGAAAUAUAAGCAAGAACUGUACAGCGGAGGGAUGGUCUGAAAGCUUCCCCAACAUAUCCAUGGUGUGUGGGGCGGACGACAACAAGGAUGAGCUUAUAUUCUAUGUGGUGGUUAAGUCUCUAUACACCCUGGGCCACAGCUUGUCUUUGAUCGCACUCAUUACCGGGAGCUCCAUCCUCUGUCUAUUCAGAAAACUCCACUGCACGCGGAACUAUAUUCACCUCAACCUGUUUUUUUCUUUCAUCCUGAGAGCGGUGGCAGUCCUCGUGAAGGACGACAUCCUCUUUUCUCAUAGCACACAGUGCUCUGAGCAGUCUUCACUGAUUGGAUGCAAGGCAAGUCUGGUGAUUUUUCACUACUUCAUCAUGGCCAACUUUUUCUGGUUGCUAGUUGAGGCCCUCUACUUACAUACGCUGCUGAUUGUCAUCUUCUCUGAAAACAGACACUUCAUCGUUUAUCUUCUCAUUGGGUGGGGAAUCCCAACAGUUUUUGUUUCUGCUUGGAUUUUGGCAAGGAUAUAUUUUGAGGACACUGGAUGCUGGGAACAGAAUAAUGAACCGAUCCCCCUCUCUGUGAUCAAUGGCCCGAUAAUUGUAGCUAUCAUGGUUAACUGCAUCUUGUUCAUCCGAAUUAUAAGAAUUCUUCUUCAGAAACUGAGGUGUCCUGACGUUGGUGGCAACGACCAAUCACAAUACAGGAGGUUGGCCAAAUCUACUCUGCUGCUGAUCCCUCUGUUUGGCAUCCAUUAUGUUGUCUUUGUGUCUCUCAAUGAAUCCAUGGCAAAUUACAAAAUCUUCUUUGAUCUCGCCAUGGGGUCCUUUCAGGGCCUCGUGGUUGCCAUCUUGUACUGUUUCUUAAACAGUGAGGUCCAAGGGGAACUGAAGAGAAAAUGGCGAAGUAUAUGCUUAAACUGUUAUAUGGCCAAAAACUCCAACAAGCACAACACCUAUGCCUCCAGAAAUGGCUCAGAGAACAUGGCCCAGUUCCAACGUAUCUCCCGUGCCCAGUCCUUUCUGCAGACUGAGACCAGUGUCUUGUGAUGGGUUAAAGAGGAGUUUGUUCCCAUUAAUCCGCUAUGGAACUCUGGUAAAUAAACACUACAUAAAACAAAAAGCAGCCCAUCAUUAUGGGCACUGAAAAGUUAGAUUGGCCCAGGGUAUUGGCAGAGAAAUUGCCCCAUUGAUGUUUAAAUCUAGGAUCUUCUUAAGAGUUUGUCACAUAAUGUGGGUUUGAAAAAUAAAACUUGGCAGAUGGCGGAAAGAGAUUUUUUAAAACAGAUUAUGCAUAAAUUAGACUGUAUUGCAGUAAUGUCAUACUUUAUAUAUUCAGAUAAUUAGUAGAUUCCAGAGACAAGAGCUCUUUAUGAAUUGCUUUACCUCUCUCUAUGGCUCUCUGUGCUGACAGGGAUUUCACACUGUGCUUAGUGACCUUAUACACCCAUGUGUUAUGAAAUAUAUAUAAUGUACUACUUUUUACAUACUAUUACUUUUUCCUUUGUUCAAAGGUAGCAAAUAGUAUACCAUUUCAAUAGUCACUUGUGAUCACCUUUAGACUGAAAAGAAAACCCACAAGAUUUACAGAUUGAAACAUAUUAAAUCAAAUUGUAAUUACUGAUAUUGAAAUGAGGCAUUAUUUUACGUGUUUUUUGCAAGGUUUCUUUAAAGAGGGCAUUUAAAAAAUAUAUAUAUAUAACGACUGAACAUAUGUGUUUACAGAGUCUGAAGUUUAACAUCAGGAGUUUGAGAAAACUGAUACGUUGAGUUUAUGUGAGAUAAUUGUAUUAAAGGGUAAUAAUGACAAAUAUCUACAAUUUGUGUAAGUUCCUAAAUUGCUUGAAGUAAUUGCCUCUCAGUGCAAGCAACUAUGUGAUGAAUGCCAGUUCUGGGUUUUAAAUCGGACCUUUUCUCACAUCACCUCCAUAGAUGGCUCGUUGGAUUAUUCAGUAAUCCCAUGAGGUUUGUCAAUGUUGUGUUUUUGCUGUGACAGAGCACUGUCAUUUUUUAUGUAGAUAAUUGUUAUUUUACAAAGUUCAAUCAAAAAGCAUUAGAGGGGGAGAGCAAUAUGACCAGAUGAUGCUAUAUUCGUGCCUCCUCAACCCUGCUCACCCUGACUAAGAGAGUUGUGUGUAUAGAGAGACAGUCCAAAAAUGACUUCAACCGAUUUAGGAACUAGACCAGUUGUUGACAUUCAUUGUUAUUCCCCUUUAACUGUGCAAAAAAGACUAUAAAGGGUUUUUCAUUUCUUCUAGCAGGGAAACCAUGUAUUUGGUUCCAGGGAGAAUCCUUUUUGGAAAGAGUUCUACCUGGUAUUGAAAUGCUUAACCAGUUUAUGGUUAAGCCUUUCAACCUAUAACCAAUAAUUCAACCUGUAACCUAAUGACAAUACUCUGCAUGUUUUUUCUACUCCCCUGUGAAUCCUUCUGCAAAUACAAAUCUGACUUAAA